Molecule: messenger RNA, 720 nt
Organism: Helianthus annuus (common sunflower)
Lineage: Eukaryota; Viridiplantae; Streptophyta; Magnoliopsida; Asterales; Asteraceae
Product: 60S ribosomal protein L27a-3
Exons: 2
Coding region: 139-579 (146 amino acids)
Biological process (GO): translation
Cellular component (GO): cytosolic large ribosomal subunit; ribosome
Molecular function (GO): structural constituent of ribosome
Source: RefSeq, a predicted model, not a curated record
UACAUUCCAGCCCAUAGGUAUUCACUCAAUGUUUUGAUCGUACUAUCUAUAAAUCAAAUUAGGGUUUCAUAUUCUUCCUUCCACUCUUACUCAGGUUUCUGCCGCCUUCCCUCAUUACCUUUUGCUUUACAGGGGAAAAUGACGACUAGUUUGAGGAAGAACAGGAAGAAGAGAGGUCACGUGAGCGCUGGUCACGGUCGUAUCGGAAAGCACCGAAAGCAUCCAGGAGGUAGAGGUAACGCUGGAGGUAUGCACCACCACAGGAUCCUAUUCGACAAGUAUCAUCCUGGAUUUUUCGGUAAAGUUGGUAUGAGGUACUUCCACAAGCUUCGCAACAAGUUCUAUUGCCCUAUCGUCAACGUCGACAGGCUCUGGUCGCUUGUGCCACAAGACGUGAAGGAGAAGUCUACUGCCGAUAAGGUUCCAGUCAUUGAUGUGACUCAGCACGGUUACUUCAAGGUGUUGGGGAAGGGAAACGUGCCUGCUUCGCAGCCGUUUGUUGUUAAGGCGAAGCUUAUUUCGAAAACUGCUGAGAAGAAGAUUAAGGAGGCUGGUGGUGCUGUUUUGCUCACUGCUUAGGUUUGUUUUUUUGAAUUUGGAUGAUGAGUAUUGGUGUAACUGUUAGUUUUAUUGUGAGAUUACGUUGUUCUGAUGAAUUUGAACUCACAUUUUAUCAAAGUUUUGUUGCAAAAUCCUCAAAUUGUGUUCAUUUUCUGCUGA